Theobroma umbraticum is the source of this 1256-nucleotide messenger RNA. RefSeq names its product peroxidase 5-like. Lineage: Eukaryota; Viridiplantae; Streptophyta; Magnoliopsida; Malvales; Malvaceae. Gene Ontology annotation, biological process: hydrogen peroxide catabolic process; response to oxidative stress. The record is from RefSeq and is a predicted model, not a curated record. Gene Ontology annotation, molecular function: heme binding; peroxidase activity.
ACUUGCAUAAAGCUACCAGGAUCGUUCACCUGAUUCUCUGCCUUAAGCUUCUUCUAAUUUACUUCCAAGCAACUUUUUCAUUGAUAAGUACUACUAUUUCUUCUACUAUAUAUCUGGUACGAUGAGUUUUUUGUGCACAAAGUUUGGCAUUAUUGCCCUGGUCUCUGUCAUGUUUUUCUGUUCACUGUUCUCCACAAUGGCUUCUGCAUCAGCAGCAUCUUUGAAGGUGGGCUUCUAUAAAGGAAGCUGUCAAUCUGCUGAGACAAUUGUGAGAAAAGCUGUAAAUAAAGCUGUGUCGCGUAAUCCUGGCAUAGCUGCUGGACUCAUCAGAAUGUAUUUCCAUGACUGCUUUGUGAGGGGUUGUGAUGCUUCCGUUCUUCUAAAAUCCACACCUGGAAACCUAGCAGAGAUGGAACAUCCCGCUAACAAUCCAAGUUUACGUGGUUUCGAGGUUAUUGAUGAAGCCAAAGCCCAAAUCGAGGCACUAUGUCCAGGAACCGUGUCAUGUGCAGACAUUCUUGCAUUCGCUGCCCGUGACAGCACCUACAAAACUGGAGGAAUUUACUACGCCAUUCCAGCUGGACGCCGAGAUGGCCGUGUCUCUAUCAGUGAUGAAGUGACACAAAAUCUUCCCCCUCCAUCUUUCAACGCAGAACAAAUUGCUCAAAGGUUCGCAAGAAAAGGAAUGUCGGUCGAUGAGAUGGUGACUUUAUCAGGGGCACAUUCCAUUGGUGUCUCACAUUGCUCUUCAUUCUCUAACCGCCUCUACUCUUUCAAUGCCACUCAUCCUCAAGAUCCUUCUAUGGAUCCUAACUACGCAGCUUUUCUGAAAACAAAAUGCCCGCCCCCACCUACUGCUGGGGCUGGUGGAGAUCCAACGACAGUGGCACUUGACAUGGUGACUCCCAAUCGCCUGGACAACAAGUACUUCAGUGAACUGAGGCGUCGUCGUGGUUUACUGACCUCCGACCAGACGUUGAUGGACAGUUCUUUGACCUCAAGAAUGGUGUCGAACAAUGAGAGGGACGGUGCACUGUGGGCUAAAAAGUUUGCCAAGGCUAUGGUGCACAUGGGAUCCCUUGAUGUUCUCACCGGUGCACAAGGUGAAAUCAGGAGAAUUUGCAGCGUGGCGAACUGAUCUUAGCCGAAAUUAUUUUCUCCGUCUUGUUUGGUUUCAUUUUUGUUUCCCAUGCUCCUUUCUUAAGUCUUUUGAUACACGAAAAUGUUUUGAAUUGUUUCAAUUACUUAUGAAAUAU